UCUACAGAUUUUUUUUUAGGCUUGCGAUGCAUCUGUUUCGUUUGUACGGUUAGAAAAGCGAGAAUGGAGGGCGAAUUGAGAAUUGUGGUGAAAUGGAGCGGAAAAGAAUACGAUAUUCUCGAUAUUCAGGAAGAGGAUACUGUUCUUACUCUGAAAGAGCGUAUACAUAGAGAAACGGGUGUUCGUCCUGAACGUCAAAAGCUGUUAAAUCUCAAAUUUAAAGGCAAAGCAGUACGAGAUGAGGAUAUAAUUGGCAAAUUAAAUUUGAAACCUGGCUUCAAACUGAUGUUGAUGGGUUCGCGUGAAGAGGAUAUUGCGGAGGCCAGUCAAGCACCAGAGAAUGUACCUGAAGUGAUUAAUGAUUUAGAUAUAGAGGAAGAGGAAGUAGAAAUCGAAAAAGCUGAAAUAAAUCUGCGUAAAAUCCAAAUACGUAUUGAUCGCUAUAUGAUUAUAGAAUUGAAUCCAUUGAGAGAGGGUAAGAAGCUCCUUGUUCUUGAUAUAGACUAUACUUUGUUUGAUCAUAGAUCAGUGGCAGAAAGCGGAGCUCAAUUAAUGCGUCCGUAUCUCCAUGAAUUCCUAACACGUGCUUAUAAAAAUUAUGACAUAGUCAUUUGGUCGGCAACUAGCAUGAGGUGGAUUAAUGAAAAGAUGAAACUGUUGGGAGUUUCAAAUCAUCCUAGCUAUAAAAUAGCUUUUCACCUAGAUGUUCUUGCUAUGAUUACUGUUCAUACACCGAAAUAUGGCGUUGUUGGAGUAAAACCAUUGGGCAUUAUUUGGGGAAAGUACAAACAGUUCUCUGCGAAAAAUACAAUAAUGUUUGACGAUAUCAGACGAAAUUUCAUAAUGAAUCCUCAAUCGGGAUUGCGAAUAAAACCUUUUAAACAUGCUCACACUAGUAGAGUCAAAGAUUUUGAAUUACUGAAGUUAUCAAGAUAUUUGGAUUUAAUAGCAGAAGUUGAUGACUUUCAAACUCUUAAUCAUAGAAAAUGGGAAGAAUACAAACCCAAAAAAAAUGAUCACACGAAUAAACAAACCAGUAGCAAUGAGAAAAGUUAAA
Nylanderia fulva is the source of this 1057-nucleotide messenger RNA. It is a transcript of the gene Ublcp1, whose product is annotated as Ubiquitin-like domain-containing C-terminal domain phosphatase 1. Gene Ontology annotation, molecular function: protein serine/threonine phosphatase activity; protein binding. Gene Ontology annotation, cellular component: nucleus. Gene Ontology annotation, biological process: regulation of proteasome assembly; protein dephosphorylation. The record is from RefSeq and is a predicted model, not a curated record. NCBI's taxonomy places the organism in Eukaryota, Metazoa, Arthropoda, Insecta, Hymenoptera, Formicidae.